AUUUCCUCGGUUUGGUCUGCAGCAGCACACACGGUGCCCUGAGACACAGUGGCGGAGGAGCUGCGGCUGGAUGUCAGAGGACCACAGGGGAAAUACUGCAAUAAUCCAUAAAUGUGAUGAAAAUAUAGGACUUUAAAAAAAUAAUCUCCGGGAUAAUCUGACGCACAGAAGGAGAAACCUUCAACUUUUUUUUUCCUUUUUGGAAUUUGGAAUUAUUAUCUAAUUUUUGUUUUUAUCCAUAAGGUGUACAAGGUCAAAAUGUUGCCACACUGCUCCCUCCUGCUGCUGCUAUGCGUGGCUCGGCUGCUCUCCACCUCCUCGGCCCUGCCAUUCGAGCAGAGAGGCUUCUGGGAUUUCGCCAUGGACAGCAUGGACAGCGGCGGACUGAUGACGAUGAUGAGGGAUGAGGAAGAAGGCUCGGCCGUAGACGAGAUCCCCUCGCCCGACAUUCCCAUGUGCCCCUUCGGCUGCCACUGUCGGCUCAGGGUCGUCCAGUGUUCCGACCUCGGUCUGACCGAGGUGCCAACGAAUAUUCCUUCGGACACCAAGUUCCUGGACCUGCAGAACAACCGUAUCACCGAGCUCAAAGAGAAUGACUUCAAAGGCCUCACUAACUUAUAUGGUCUGUCUCUGAGGAAUAACCAUAUUUCCAAAGUCCACCCCAGAGCAUUUGUGCCUCUGAAGCACAUGCAGAAGCUCUACUUCUCCAAGAAUCUGCUGACCACCGUCCCUAAGAACUUGCCCGCCUCCCUGGUUGAGAUCAGGAUCCACGAGAACCGCAUCAAGAAGGUUUCAGCUGGAGCCUUCGCAGGACUGAGCAACAUGAACUGCAUAGAAAUGGGAGCAAACCCCCUCCAUAACAGCGGUUUUGAGCCUGGAGCCUUCAAGGGACUGAAACUGAAUUAUCUGCGUAUAUCAGAGUCCAGACUGACCGGGGUGCCAAAAGAUCUCCCAGAGAGUCUUCAUGAGCUUCAUCUGGACCACAACGAGAUCCAAGCUGUGGAACUGGAGGACCUGAGCCGCUACAAAAACCUCUACAGGUUGGGCCUUGGCUCUAACCACAUCCGUAACAUCGAGAACGGCAGUCUGGCCUUCCUCCCCAGGCUGAGAGAGCUGCAUCUGGACAACAACCGCCUCAGUCGCGUUCCCCAAGGCCUCCCAGAGAUGAAAUACCUGCAGGUGGUGUACCUCCAUUCCAACCACAUCGACCAGGUGGGCGUGAACGACUUCUGCCCUCGAGGAUUUGGGAUGAAGAGGACGUUCUAUAACGGCAUCAGCUUGUUCGGUAACCCCGUCAAAUACUGGGAGGUGCAGCCUGCUACGUUCCGCUGCGUCAGCGAUCGGCUGGCCAUUCAGUUUGGCAACUACAAAAAGUAAAGACAGAGAGGUGGAGAAAGUGAGGGGAAGGUGAUGGCGGAGGAGCAGAUAAUUUAAAUAAUGAAACAAACUUGAGAGAUGGAGGGAAGGGAGAUGAUUAUCUUUAUUGUUAUUGUUUUUGGAGAGAGGAUUAGUGAUGGGCAAUAAACUGAUGAAAUAGAGAGAGCAGUGAAAAACAAUCACAUAACUUGAAGGGAGUGGAAAGCAAAGCGCUCGCAGUACUUCACCUGAGUUUUCGCAUUUUUUUGGAUUUAAAGUUUUUAAAGUUUUGCCAUUUGAAAUUGAUGAAACGGAGGAGAAUGUCUGAGAAGCCUAGCCGAAAUCGAUGGAAAAUGAAAACUUGUGAAGCAUUUCAUUCCAUAUUUUGUACACAAUAGUGCUUAUUGUGAUAGAAGUCUUUUUUAUUAACAAUUUGGUUAAGAAGUAAAAAAAAUAAAUAGAGAAGCAAUGCAUUAUAGAUUUUUUUUAUAUAUAUAUACAUAAAAAGGUGCUCUGUAUGACUUUCUGUGUGUGCUGAUUUGGGAGAUACAUCACAUUGUCCCUGUUUCACUGGUCUGAAGCCGUUUGGCCCUCAACUCUGUGGUUAAAUUAUAUUAUAUAUUAUAAGUUACAGAUUUGGGGCUAUUUUUCCAUCAUUUACAGACUCAAAAACACCUGCACAAAAUGUAGAAACUAUUAUUCAACGUUACCAGUUUAAAAAACAUUUUUGUAAAUAUCAUGGAAGUUGAUUAAAAGGGCAAUAAGUACAUUUUAAAAUCCCCCUCAUCAGUGCUAAACAGCUUUUCUUAUUGAUUCGAGGUCACUGAACCACCAGUCUAUUCUGUGCCUUUGCUAAAUAUUAUGCUGUCUGUAUGAUACUUUAAUAUUCCUUGAGGGGACACUAGUGGUAGUCGGGGUUUUGCCCCAGGAAACACACAUCCGCUUUGCUUUGCUUUAAACAAUGAAGGCAGUGUGUUCACAUAGUGCUACAAACAAUAGUAGUGUUGAUGCAUUGUUUUGCACAGUUUUUUUUUUCUGUUAUGCUUUAUCUGCUUCAGGGUUAUUGGAGGGUUAGCCUGUUUACAUUGGUAGACCUAUAUGUGGAGCUACUCUUAGCUGUUAGUAUUCUGUCCUGUCUCUGCUCUGUAAUCUGACAAGCUACUGCUGCAUGUGAAUAAAGACGGUUUUAGCCUGCUGCAUAAAGCCAGAGAACAACUGAUGCCCCUGGGUUGGAUGCUGUGUGAGAAAUAAAGAAGAAAUAUCGAGAGUGGAAAACAUUUUAUGAAUGAAUCCACAAGUCUAAGCAGAGACAUUUUGGGUCCAGACAUCUAACAUGGUCACAUUACAUGCAUUAUAUGACAACAACUGACUCUGGACAUUCAUGGGAUGAAUCCAAAAUGUAUAAGAGACAGUUCGUGAUAUUUUGAUACUGUGGACAAUUAAAUACAAAUUUACUAUCGGCCUGAAGUCAUGAAUUUGUCUUCAAUUUGAAUCCAUAUCUAAAUUUCAAUAUGAGCAUUUCAUCCGAUAUCUUCAAAUGGAAAAUAAAGUCAAAAUAGUCAUUUUGUCAUUCAGGGUCAAUAUGAUAUGACAUCAUACUUAAGCUGUCUUCAACUGUGACAAGAGUCUUUUUUUCAUUGAUGAAAAGAAUGAAAAUGUAGCCUACUAUGUCUUUAAUUCGAUUUUUUAUGUGUGUGUGCGUGUGUGUCAGAAUAUUUAGCCACAAUGAACGUCUUGAUUGGUCGUA
Messenger RNA from Sebastes umbrosus (honeycomb rockfish), 3103 nucleotides. It is a transcript of the gene bgnb, whose product is annotated as biglycan b. The transcript is spliced from 8 exons. Lineage: Eukaryota; Metazoa; Chordata; Actinopteri; Perciformes; Sebastidae. Bases 259 to 1377 code for a protein of 372 amino acids. The record is from RefSeq and is a predicted model, not a curated record. Gene Ontology annotation, molecular function: protein binding.